AUGAGACACAGUGGCGCCCUUACCCAACUGGUCAGUGCUGCUGUAAACAAAUGGGAGUCUCGGCCACGUCACUGCAAGGACUUACUGGACUCCGGGGACAGCGGGAGCGGCCUGCGCCAGGUAUAUCCUUACCCUGGGCGACCCCACCACCGCGUGCCCGUGUUUUGUGACCACACCGUCGACGGCGGGGGAUGGACCGUCUUCCAGCGGCGCACCAGUGAUGCCGUCCGCCAAGAUUUCUACUGCACUUGGGUCGAGUAUCAGUUGGGCUUUGGUGACCUGGAGGGUGAAUUCUGGCUGGGCCUUGACCUUCUGCACCAGCUGACCUCCACCACCCUGCAGCAGCUACGAAUUGACCUGGACGAUUACGAGGGAGAACAUCGGUGGGCUAAGUAUGGAUUCUUCCACGUGGGCGCACCAGAGACCAAGUUCCGCCUCAGUGUUGGAAGGUACAGCGGCGACGCAGGGGACAGUCUGUUAGAACAUAACGGCGCCCUAUUCAGCACUCAUGAUGCUGACAACGACAAGGCAAAGCACAACUGCGCCCAAAGAUACCAGGGAGCUUUUUGGUAUGCUGCUUGCCACAAAGCAAACCUGAACGGCUACCAGUAUAUGGGCAACCACACCUCUCCCGCCGAUGGCAUCAACUGGUAUGACUGGAAAGGAUACCACUACUCCUUGAAGCGAACGUCCAUGAUGAUCCGCCGCGCCUUCUGACCUCCUCUCUUGUUGGCAGUGGCCGGCACAAUGGGAGGCGUGCAGGAGGAGGAGGCAGUAGGCACCUGCUGAAACAAUAAUUACUCCCAGUGAGGUCUAAAGCACUGGAUCAGUGGGCGCUGUGAACUUAUCAUUAAACCCAGCUGUGACCUCACCUUUGUGUCUCACAACACAAGGGGCAGUCACAGCCUGCCCUCUAAAGACAACUCUCUUGCUUUACACAAAACUACAAGCACCUAAUUAGACACACAUCCUUCACUCAAAAUUUGAAAUUAUCGUGGUGACUCCUACACCAGCCUCGGAGUCCCCAUCUGGGGAGGGGACCACAAAUGUCGCCAUGUCUGACUGCUCUUCUGGUAUCGACCCUAAGUGUAUUGACAUCACCCCCUCAACUUUUCUUCAUUAAUAUCUGCAACAUUCGCGGUCUUAGAUCCAAUUUUCAAUCCGUGAACACCACCUCUCCUCUACAAAACCUGAUCUUUUCCUCACUGAAAGACAGGUGUCUGAGGCAACUGACAGUAUCCCCUUUUCUGUUCCCUCCUACUUUCUCUAUCCUGAUUUUCAAUCCAAAGCUGGAUGUUGCGUUUAUGUGCGCAACAAUUUAACCUGCUCUCGUGCCCACGCUCUUGAAUCUUCUGAGUUUUCCACCAUCUGGCUACGACUACAGAGUCACUCUCAAACUAAAUUUAUCUGGGCUGUAUACCUCUCUCCUAACUCCUCUGACUAUAAGAAAUUCUUUGACUACUUAACUUUCAAAGUGGAGCACAUUCUGACUCUCUUCCCUUUUGCGGAGAUCUCCAUUCUUGGAGACUUCAAUGUUCACCACCAGCUUUGGCUUUCCUCUCUUUUCACUGACUAUCCAGGUGAACUAGCCUUCAACUUUGCUAUCCUCCACGACCUAGAGCAAUUGGUACAACAUUCUUGACGUUUUCCUAACAUUUAACCCUGCUUAUGAUGUAACCCUCUCAUCCCCGUUGGGCUCCUCCGAUCACAAUCUCACAUCCGUAUCUUGUCCUAUCAUUCCAAUCCCUCCUCAGGAUCCCCCAAAACAGAGAUGCCUCUGGCGUUUUGCCUCUGCCCGUUGGGGGGGGCCUGAGGAGGUAUUUUGCUGAUUUUCCUUGGAAUGACUACUGCUUCCGUGUCAGAGACCCGCCUUUGUGUGCCGAGAGCAUAACAGGGGUGAUAGUGUCUGGCAUGGAGGCGUACAUUCCUCACUCUUUUUCUCGUCCUAAACCUUCUAAACCUUGGUUUAGCACAGCCUGUUCUCGUCCUAUACAUGAUAGAGAGGUGGCCCACAAAAUGUACUUAAGCCUUCCAUCACCAGAAUCUCAUGCACUUUAUAUUUCUGCCUGGAACCAUGCCAAAUCUGUUCUCCAGCUAGCCAAAAACUCCUUCAUUAAAAGAAAGUGUCAAAAUCUUUCAAGAUCUAACUCUCUUCGUGACUUCUUGCAUCUAAUCAAAAAUAUCUCUAAUAACUUUGCUUCUUCUUUCCCUCCUUUAUUUCAACCAGAUGGCACCACUGUUAUCACAUCUAUCUCUAAAGCUGAACUCUUCACUCAGACCUUCCCUAAAAACUCUACCUUGGACGAUUCAAGGCUUGUUCCUCCCUCUCCUCCACCCUCUAACUGCUUCAUGGUACCUAUUAAAAUUCUUCACAAUGAUGUUUUCCAUGCCCUCGCUGGCCUAAAUCCUCGGAAGGCUUAUGGAACUGAUGGGGUCCCUCCUAUUGUUCUCCGAAACUGUGCUUCCGUGCUUGUACCUUGCCUAGUCAAACUCUUUUAACUCUGUCAACAUCUACCUUUCCUUCUUGUUGGAAGUUUGCCUACAUUCAGCCUGUUCCUAGAAAGGAUGACUGUUCUAAUCCUUCAAACUGCCGUCCUGUUUUUAUUUAUUUAUUUAUUUUUUUCUGCCUAUCUAAAGUUUUUGAGCCUAUCCUCAAAAGGAAGAUUCUUAAACAUCUAUCACUUCACAACCUUCUAUCUGAUCUCCAGUAUGGUUCUGUCAAGGCCGCUGUACAGGUGAUCUUCUGGCUUUCCUUAGUGAGUCUUGGUCAUCUUCUUUUAGAGAUUUUGGUGAAAGUUUUGCUGCUGCCUUAGACAUAUGAAAAGCUUUUGAUAGAGUCUGGCACAAAGCUUUGAUUUCAAAACUACUCUCCUACGGCUUCUAUCCUUCUCUCUGUAACUUCAUCUCAAGUUUCUUUUUUGACCGUCCUAUUGCUGCUGAGAUAGAUGGCCACUGUUCUUCUAUAUCUAUAAACAGUGGUGUUCCUCAGGGUUCUGUCCUGUAACCCACUUUCAAUUAUUCAUCAAUGAUCUUCUAAACCAAACUUCUUGUCCCAUCUACUCCUACGUUGAUGAUACCAUCCUGCACUUUUCCACGUCUUCAUAGACAUCCAACCUUUCAGGAAGUGAACAGUUUACACAGGAAAGCCACAGAACGCCUGACUAAAAUUUCUAAAAUUUCUGAUCCAGUUAGAGCAAGCUUGGUAUUGUUCAAUGCCUCAAAACCUCGAUUCCUCCAUCUAUCAACUCGACACAACCUUCCAGACAACUAUCCCCUCUUUUUCAGUGACACUCAACUGUCCCCUUCUUCUGCACUGAACAUCCUCGGUCUGUUCUUUUCUUAUAAUCUGAACUGGAAAGUUCACAUCUCAUCUCUAGCUAGAACAGCUUCAAUGAAGUUUUCUCACUCCCCCGGCUGCUAACUCUGUACAAGGACUUUAUCCGUCCAUGUAUGGAGUAUGCUUCACAUAUCUGGGAGAGGGAAGGUUCCACUCAUACAGCUCUUUUAGGCAGGAUGGAAUCAAAAGAUUUUUGUCUUAUCAACUGCUCUUUUCUAACUGACUGUCUUCAGCCUCUUUCUCAUUGCCACAAUGUUGCAUUUCUACCUAUCUUCUACUACUAUUUUCAUGCUAACUGCAUGCCUCCCCUUCUCCUGCGGCCUCGCUGCACAGGACUUUCUUCUUUCUCUCACCCCUAUACUGUCCACUUUCUAAUGCAAGAGUUAACCAGCAUUCUUAAUCAUUCAUCCCUUUCUCUGGUAAAUUCUGGAACUCCCUGCCUGCUUCUGUAUUUCCACCUUCCUAUGACUUGAAGUCCUUCAAGAGGGAGGUUUCAAGACACUCAUCCUUCAAUUUUUGGCUAGCGCUUUGGACAUUAUUCGGGGACUGGCAUCUUAGUGGGCUUUUUUUUUUUUUCUAAUUUGAAUUUUUGUUGCCCGUGGCUGGUGUCCCUCAUACAUAAAAAAAACAAAAAAACAAAACAAGCACACAACACUGUGCAGAGGACGCGGUUCCAGACCAUCACCACCUCUCCAAGCUCCUUCUCUGACGCUACCCUCAGCCUGAGCGGCUCUCUCUCCUGCAAACCACCGAAGUGGCAGGCCUCUCACAGCCCGAGUCACUCCGCUGCUUGCCUCCUCACAAAGUCACGAGACGUUGCAUCCCUGCACCGGCUUCUGCAUGGUACCAGUUACAUGAUGCUGUUAUGCAUUUUAUUACAAUAUCUUGUGAGUUAAAUACACUGGCAGGUAGGCCCUCCCCUCCGCUCUCUCUCUCUCUCUCUCUCUCUCUCUCUCUCUCUCUCUCUCUCUCUCUCU
Messenger RNA from Scylla paramamosain (green mud crab), 4314 nucleotides. RefSeq names its product ryncolin-1-like. Bases 1 to 717 code for a protein of 238 amino acids. The transcript is spliced from 4 exons. The record is from RefSeq and is a predicted model, not a curated record. NCBI's taxonomy places the organism in Eukaryota, Metazoa, Arthropoda, Malacostraca, Decapoda, Portunidae.